This is a messenger RNA of Malassezia pachydermatis, 1812 nucleotides long. Its product is annotated as glycosyltransferase family 22 protein. Gene Ontology annotation, biological process: protein N-linked glycosylation. The coding region runs from base 1 to 1812 and encodes 603 amino acids. Gene Ontology annotation, molecular function: alpha-1,2-mannosyltransferase activity. Gene Ontology annotation, cellular component: endoplasmic reticulum membrane. Lineage: Eukaryota; Fungi; Basidiomycota; Malasseziomycetes; Malasseziales; Malasseziaceae. The record is from RefSeq and is a predicted model, not a curated record. The transcript has 7 exons.
AUGCUCCUGCAAGAUCCGCCGAAGCUAGCUACGACGCGGCGCCCGAGCUGGCGUAUAGCAUUCGCUGUACUAGCAUUUGUGCGCAUACUCAGCGCAUUAUGGAUGAUUGUGGGUGAUUGUGAUGAAGUGUAUAAUUACUGGGAGCCAUUGCAUUUACUAGCCAUGCACAAGAGUACGGAUGAAGAUACCGCUUUUGAGACAUGGGAGUAUGCACCGCAAUAUGCUAUCCGUUCGUGGGCCUACAUUGCACUUCAUGCGGUUAUCCCGCGCGUGGUUUCCUAUUUGCCAGGGCCGACUUACCUUGGAUUCUAUGCUUUGCGUGUAACGCUAGCUCUUAUUUCAGCUGCAUGUGAUACCGUACUGUAUGAACAGGUAGCACGAUACGUCCACGUCCGUGUCGCGCGAUACAUGCUUGUUUUCUUGGCAGGGUGUGCUGGCAUGUUGGGCGCUUCUAUCGCGUUCCUACCUUCCAGUUUUGUGAUGUACACAACCAGUGUAGCGGCAGGUAUGGCAAUGCGCCCUGCUUCGAUGCUGUCGUCGCAACGUACUAUUGUAGCGACGUUGGCCUUCGCGCUGGGCGCGUUGGCGGGCUGGCCAUUUGCUCUGCUUCUUUCGCUGCCAUUUGUAUGGGAAGAGCUUCUGUGCCGUGGUGAAGAUGCAACGUUGGCUCUCUUCCGCCGAUGUUCCAGGUGGGUCGGUGCUGUGCUUCUUGCUAUUCUCACGCUCGCUAUGCCCAUUUUGCUUGUCGACUCCCUCGCCUAUGGCCGCCUGGCUUUGGCCUCGGUCAACACGAUUGUGUACAAUGUCUUAAGUCGUUCUCGUGGUGUUGGCCCUGAGCUGUACGGCGUAGAACCUCCGUCGUACUAUGCCAUGUCGAUGCUCUUGCAUAUGAAUGUGGUGUUCCCUUUGGGACUGAUCGCCUUGCCACUGGUGGGACUGGCGGCAUGGCGUAUGCCCUCGCGUGUGGCUCAGCCUGCGUCGUGCCAUGGUACGUCCCACGCGUAUUUGCUCGCUCUGCGUGUACUACCUGUAUACCUAUGGCUGGGCGUUCUUGGUAUGCAAGCACACAAGGAGGAGCGGUUCAUGUACCCCAUGUACCCCUUGCUUUGUUUUAAUGCGGCGCUCAGUUUGUAUCUUCUUCGUGCCAUGCUGGAACAGAUGUACAUGCACAUCACCCAUUCACCUUAUCGUGCUUCGCGCACCAUCCUGUUUUCUUCUUGUACGCUUGUGCCCCUUCUCGCUGCAUGCAUCCUCGGGGCUAUGCGCAGUAUGGCUCUUGUACAGCAUUAUCAUGCACCGCUAUCUCUGGGUCAUAUCCUUUCUUCGCUACCGGAGUCUCACACGGUGUGUUAUGGCAAGGAAUGGCACCGGUUCCCCUCCCACUUUUUCGUACCGCCUUCCAUGCGGGUCGAGUUUAUUCCCAGUGCUUUUGAUGGGAUCCUUCCGCAUCACUUCACACGUGGCUCGGACCGAUGGCCGGCGCGUGCCCCGUGGGAGCAGACAUUGACACAACACCUGGCCCCCCUCACUUGGAUGUGGCCCUGGGCUUCGUACACGCGCCAAGUGCCACAUCAUGUAAACGAUCGCAAUGAGAUGGAGCUCGAUCGAUAUGUCCCUCUGUCUACAUGCACAUUACUUGUGGAUGUCGAUAGGCCAUGGCGCGAGGUGGACAAGCGCGAGCCUCGCUACCGUGAUCAAACUGACGAAUGGGCGCCCCUCGCAUGCCGCUCCUUUUUGGAUGCGGAAGCCAGUCGCACCGCUGCCUCUCACCUACCGCGCUGGCAACGUUGGCAGGCCAUGCUUGCUCCGUAG